AUGGCGUCAGGAUCGCUCCGCUGGCUGCAUUUGACUGAUGCACCAAUUACAAUAAUCAGCAAAGUGCAUCCUUAUCGCUUAUGUCUGCAGGUUGAUGGCAAAUUGUUAUGUUGGCUGUGCACAUUGUCGUACAAACGGGCUCUUGCUAAGACAAAGCAGAGUGACGCAGAGCGACGAGCGCACAUCAAAUUAGCAGCCCAGAGAGCUGCCAAGAACAAAGAACAUGGGAAACACAAGGGCCAUAGCAAACGUCCGCACCGGGUAGAUGUGACAAAAUUAAGCCAACCCAGCGGUGAGAAGGACGGAGAAGGAGGCCCACCGACAAAAGUGUCCCGUGGAGGGUCUGGGGCAGGGAACAACAGAGGAGACCCACAUGAUCCGAACUCGUCGGAUCACGUUGUUGCCAUGACGCAGCUGAAGGAGCAGAUUGCGUCUUUGCAGAAACAGUUGAACCAGAAAGAUUCUCAGUUGUUGAGCAAGGACAAACUGGUAAGUAAUGUGCUUGAGUGUUUCAUUACUUUUUAUGACUCGGAAGCGGGCGGUAUGUUUAUUCAGGGUGGAACACGAUUUUGCAUUUGAUAAGAAACCAGAGGAUGUACAGCAGUGGUCCCCAACCUUUUUGU
Messenger RNA from Zootermopsis nevadensis, 623 nucleotides. NCBI's taxonomy places the organism in Eukaryota, Metazoa, Arthropoda, Insecta, Blattodea, Termopsidae. The record is from RefSeq and is a predicted model, not a curated record.